UCUGACCAGGAACCCCGCUGAAUAAUCUAUUCAAUCAGUGGAACAAGUGGGUUUAAGUCAAACCUACCAGAAGCGCGCGAUUGAACAUCGUUUCUUCCCCCACCUGAAAAAUGGUCGAGAAUUGUCUGUCAGUAAAAGGGCUCAAUCAUGAUUUCGAGUGGGUCAGAUUGACAGCGGGAAGUGUAGCGUGGUGCUCUAGAAUAGAUAGUAUCCUCGGUACAAUAUCGAGAUUCUAUUAUGGGUGAUAUAACGAUGUCCGUUUUUAUUUAUACGUGGAUGCACAGACAACACCUUUGCGCCGCGUUAAUCUUACCAGCAGCAUUCAUUCUCUGUCUGUACAAAGGAACAGAUUAUCAAUCAAUGUCAGAUCCCGAGUUGACAUCGGUUGCGGACAAGAACCGAAACUGACUUGAUCCGACUCGGUCGGGUCCCAUCGGCUCAGUUAGCGGGAUUUUAUGAUUGUUAGGGAAAUUGUUAACGAAGAGC
Molecule: messenger RNA, 486 nt
Organism: Aspergillus ruber CBS 135680
Lineage: Eukaryota; Fungi; Ascomycota; Eurotiomycetes; Eurotiales; Aspergillaceae
Exons: 1
Coding region: 238-408 (56 amino acids)
Source: RefSeq, a predicted model, not a curated record